UGGAAUCCGUCUCUACAGAUCCACUCGUCAGUUGCAAGAACAUUUGUCGCCACCGCCGGGAUUCGAAUCCGGGACCUAUUCAACCACAGUCAGACGCGCUGACCACGAGGCUAACCUGGCCGGCCGGAAUUUCUUAUUCUCUCCAUACCAUACGGUACCCCUAAAUAUUUCGCUCGUUCGCAAAUUUUGCUCACAAUAUUCGAAAUUUUUUCUGUUCAGGAUUCUACAUGGAUCAAUCCGAAUUCAAAUGCACAUCCGAAGGAGGACUUAGCGCUCCUGCAGACAGGAUCCCAGAGAUUUCUACAGGCAGAAUAAGUGUGAAGGAUUCACAGGACAUUAUCCCGGAGGUUGGUAACACUAUAUUCAUGAAGUGUGAGUUAACUGAACCGGAAGCAGAAUUUGCAUUUGACACGGAAUUUGCCUCUCAUACACCUUACCAUGUGAAAACUGAAAUUGGAACUUCUCCAAGUGAAGAAAAAAAGUCUGUUCAACACUUCAAUAGCGCCUCGUGUUCCUCCAAUUCUAUCAUCGGUCAUUCCAUCAGGAUAAAAUCGGAAGGAGACAAUGAAAAUGAAAAUUGGAUCGACCAGUUACAUACCAGUAUUGAGAUUAAAAACGAAGACCCUCCUAAGACUGACAGCUAUGAAUGCACUUACGUAAAGGAAGAUAGAGAACACGAUUUUGAAAAUGAGAUUCAAAAUCAUAUGCCAACCACGAUAUGCAAACCGCUCAGUCGCAAUCGUUGCUCGGCCGGUUUUGCGAUAGAAGGUACUUUAAAAACACACAUGCGAACACAUACCGGUGAGAAACCAUUUGCUUGCAGAAAUUGCUCGGCUUGUUUCGCUAAAAAAGGAAAUUUAAUACAACACAUGCGAACACAUACCGGUGAGAAACCAUUUACUUGCAGCCAGUGCUCGGCCACUUUUGCUCAGAAAGAACAUUUAAAAAGCCACAUGCGAACACAUACCGGUGAAAAACCAUUCACUUGCAGCCAUUGCUCGGCUUGUUUCGCUAAAAAAGGAAAUUUGAAACAACACAUGCGAACACAUACCGGUGAGAAACCAUUCAGAUGCAGCCAAUGCUCGGUCUGUUUCGCUCAAAAAGGAACGUUAUUAAAUCACAUGCGAACACAUACCGGUGAGAAACCAUUCAGAUGCAGCCAUUGCUCGGUCUGCUUCACUGAAAAAGGAACUUUAAAACGGCACAUGCGAACACAUACCGGUGAGAAACCAUUUACUUGCAGCCAUUGCUCGGACUGCUUCGCUCUAAACGCACAUUUAAUACGGCACAUGCGAACACAUACCGGUGAGAAACCAUUUACUUGCAGCCAGUGCUCGGCUUGUUUCGCUGGAAAAGAAGAUUUAAAACAACACUUGCGAACACAUACUGGUGAGAAACCAUUUACUUGCAGCCAUUGCUCGGACUGCUUCGCUCAAAACGCACAUUUAAUACAGCACAUGCGAACACAUACCGGUGAGAAACCAUUCAGAUGCAGCCAAUGCUCGGUCUGUUUCGCUCAAAAAGGAACGUUAUUAAAUCACAUGCGAAGACAUACCGGUGAGAAACCAUUCAGAUAUUCAGAUGCAGCCAUUGCUCGGUCUGCUUCACUGAAAAAGGAACUUUAAAACGGCACAUGCGAACACAUAC
This is a messenger RNA of Bemisia tabaci, 1647 nucleotides long. Lineage: Eukaryota; Metazoa; Arthropoda; Insecta; Hemiptera; Aleyrodidae. The record is from RefSeq and is a predicted model, not a curated record.